Molecule: messenger RNA, 908 nt
Organism: Centruroides sculpturatus (bark scorpion)
Lineage: Eukaryota; Metazoa; Arthropoda; Arachnida; Scorpiones; Buthidae
Product: transformation/transcription domain-associated protein-like
Exons: 1
Coding region: 440-763 (107 amino acids)
Source: RefSeq, a predicted model, not a curated record
UCAUUUAUUUUGCUAAACAAACAUUUUGAACCCAUGGAAUGGGUUGAAAAUGUUUGUUUAGCAUGGAAUGGGUUUGUUUGGGUUGAAAACGUUUGUUUACCAUGGAAUGGGUUGAAAACUUUUUAAAGUUAAAGAAUCUGAGUGUGAAUAGGAGAGUAAAACUUUAUGUACUAUAAAAAUUAGUUUGAACAGAAUAAAUUAUGUAUUUCUGCAGAGUUCUUGAAAUAUUUUAUAAUGAAAAUACAAAAAAUUUUUUUUUUAAUUCAUUCAUUCUUUAUCUCCAAAUAUGUUGUUUUUAUGUAAGUUUUUCUCUUGGUUUUUGGAUAUAAACAAAUGAUGUGUCUUUAAUAUUUAUACAUAUAUACUAUGUGUUCUUUUAUUUAAAUGAAUAUACAUAAUUUAGGUUUAUGUUGAAGCUGGUCCUUCAACUUCAUCUAUUAUGAAUGUAAGAAGAACAAUACCGACAAAUGAUCCGCAAGAAUUAAAGAGAGUACGAAAUCCUUCAGGCACCAAUGUAAAACCAGUUCCAGACAGUAAUCGACCAGUGGAUAAAGCUCAUGCUGAUGCAGUUGUUAAUUUUCUAUUACGUAUGGCAUGUCAAGUGAAUGAUACAGCAACUGCAGCUGGAUCCUCAGGUGAACUUCUGUCUAGAAAAUGUGUUGGUCUUUUGAAGACAGCAUUGAAACCUGAUGUUUGGCCUAAUGCAGAAUUAAAAUUAGCAUGGUUUGAUAAACUCUUAAGUACUGUGGUAAGUGCAAUAUAAAGUACUAUGAUAAGUAUUUAAACAUAAUUCAUGAUACUUUGUCAUCAGCAACACAUUAGAUACAUCAUUGAAUUGAACUGAUGAUGCUAAUAUAAAUAAUAGAACCUCGAUUAUCCGGACUAAUUGGGGAUGAAGGUAGUCCGGA